Hypomesus transpacificus is the source of this 2102-nucleotide messenger RNA. It is a transcript of the gene fam43b, whose product is annotated as family with sequence similarity 43 member B. The record is from RefSeq and is a predicted model, not a curated record. Lineage: Eukaryota; Metazoa; Chordata; Actinopteri; Osmeriformes; Osmeridae. Bases 109 to 1131 code for a protein of 340 amino acids. The transcript has a single exon.
CUCUCUCUCUCUCUCUCUCUCCUUCUCACCGCUCUCUUUAUCACUUUUGCUGACAAAACCCCACGCGCACAGACAGGGGGGCUCGCUCCCUCACCUUCAUCCCCCACCAUGCUGCCCUGGAGAAGGAGUAAGUUUGUGCUGGUGGAGAACGAGGCCAAGACAAAGCCUAAGAGUCUUGGAGCCGGGCUUACCUACCACUCCAUCCUCUCCUCCCUGCUGCGCUCCUGCCCAGACCUGCUCCCGGACUACCCAUUCGACUGGCUCGGCAACGUCUUCCAGCACAAACGGCAGAAGGUUGAGCUAAACAAGGAGGACCCCACCUACAAUGUACGUUACCUGGGAAGCAUAGUGACCAUCACGGCCAAGGGAGACGGAUGCACUCAGGAGGCGGUGGCCAAGAUCUGGACCAGGAGCAACUACGGAGAGCAGAGCAUCAAGAUGAGGCUGACUGUGGGAGCGCAGGGCAUCAGGAUGAGCGCUGACAAGUCUGGGAAGAAAAAGCCGACUCAUCUGUACUCUCUGAACCGGAUAACCUACUGCACAUCUGACCCCUACAGGCCCAAAAUACUGGCCUGGAUCUACCGGCACCAGGUGAAGAACAAGGCAGUGGUCUUGCGUUGCCACGCCGUCCUGGUCACCAAGUCAGAGAAGGCCCGGGCCAUCGCAAACAAACUUUACCAGACCUCCACGUCUGCCUUCAGUGAGUUCAAACGUCUGAAACGUCAGAGCGACUUCCGACACUGCCAGCAGGAGCUGCUUGGGGACGAGGUGGUGCCACUCAUGCCGCUGAGGAGACAGCUCAACGGACAGUGCUACUACCGGCCACCUGCCGACCACGCUGGCAUUGCCCCCCGCCUCUACCCCAUUACUGAGGAGGAGGAAGAGACUGAGGAGGAGCAGGAGCAGGAGAAGGAAGAAGGAGGUCAGGAAAGGGAAGAGGGGGACAUUCAGAGGAAGGAAGAAGGGGAAAAGAAAAAGGAGGAGGAGGGGAAUUGUGAGACUUUCACUGACCCCAUUCGAUUCUGUCACAUGGACUUGGGGGACUUAGUUAAUGGACUAAAGGAGUGCCAAAUCAACAUAAUCAGUGAUGGCAACAACAAUACAAUGACAUUCAUCAGUUCUCUAGUGUGACCUGAGAGAACAGGAGGAUAUCUUACUGUAUUUCAAAACAAAAAACAUUCUCCUCUCCUCCCCUCACUGGUACCUUCACAGUCUCCCUCCCUCCAAGACAAGGGGGAAGAUUUUGGUUUGUCAGUUGAUUGGGAGACUGUGUGGAGGAUGAGUGUUUACAAAGAGGGAUUUGUGUGGGACAGGGAAAGGUGUUCAAAUAGCACAAUGAAAAGGAAAAAUUUUCUCAGAGCCUACUGAGGGAACUGCGUGCAUCGUGUCAUGGUCAUGAAGGUGUGUUGCACCCCAAACCAACGUGUUGUACCCUCCUGGUGUUCCUUUUGUUGUGAGUAUUAACAAUGUUUUAGUUAGAAGGGAUGUCUGAGAGUUAGUAUUUUCCAGCAAGGUUGUUUGUAAACAAAUGUAUCAUUUUUUAUAUGACAAUCCUGUAAUAGCCAGUGCAACAGUACAUUUUCAGAAUUUUUCACAGUUGACCUUUUUGAAUGCAUUCAACCCCCGUGAAGAAGUUUAAUACAAUUUUAUUAUUAACAGUGGCCAACUAAUGAACUAUACUAUAAUUUAGGAAUAAAGCCAUUGCCUGUAAAUCUUUAUUGCUACCUAUUUGUUAAAGCCCUGCUUCAUCAUUUCUGCAUGAAAAGUCAGCGGUGACAUUUAGCGUUGAGCUAUUGUCUUUUUAAAUGUGACACCUUUGAUCUCUUGACUUUUACAGCUCCACACUGUGAUACGUUUUUUUUUACCACACAAAUAGGGAGGGCUUAUGGACUGACGUGCUUGCAUUUUGCUGUAUCUAUUCUGUAUACUAUGGGCAUUUGUUUUCAGGUUUGCUAAAUAUCUGUUUGUAGUUUCUGUUAUAGCUCAGUGUUUUUCACUGCCAGACUUCUUUUCCACAAAGGAAGCAAAAAUACCUAGGGUUAGUCCCACACAGUUUGAUGAAAAAAACAAUAUUUUGGCUACUGUUUUUGUUUGUUUCCUAC